Xenopus laevis (African clawed frog) is the source of this 2081-nucleotide messenger RNA. RefSeq names its product tropomodulin-1 (gene tmod1.S). The transcript has 11 exons. The record is from RefSeq and is a predicted model, not a curated record. NCBI's taxonomy places the organism in Eukaryota, Metazoa, Chordata, Amphibia, Anura, Pipidae. The coding region runs from base 227 to 1306 and encodes 359 amino acids.
AAUGUGACGUCAGCUGAGUGGCAGCAUUUGUGUGCCGAGAAGUUCAGGCGAUUGUUCCACUGCUGAGAGCUCUCCAUUGAACUGCACAGGGAGCCGUCUUUCUGCACAGACAAGUUCAUCCUGGCCACACAACUUGCUUAGCUCUCUGCCUAUUGUGUACUCUGCAGAGCUGUACUGCAUUCAAUCCCAGGAAUCAAUCAAGGUUCAACAACUAAAAGCUUAGAAAAUGUCACAAAGAAAAAACUUAGAAAAAUACAGAGACUUGGAUGAGGAUGCAAUCUUGAACAAACUUACUGAGGAAGAGCUAACAGCUUUGGAAGGGGAAUUGGAAGAACUGGAUCCUGAUAAUCUGCUUUUACCUGCAGGACUACGGCAAAGAGAUCAGACCAAAAAAACGGCAACAGGGCCUUUUCAAAGAGAUGCCCUCUUGGGUCAUUUAGAGAAAGAAGCCAAGGAAAUUAAGGACAGAGAAGACUUGGUACCAUUCACAGGAGAAAAAAGAGGAAAGCCAUGGAUUCCCAAGAAGACUGUAGUUGAUCCGAUAUUAGAAAAUGUGACUUUGGAACCAGAACUUGAAGAAGCUUUGGCCAAUGCCUCAGAUGCUGAACUAUGUGACAUUGCAGCUAUUCUUGGAAUGCACACACUCAUGAGUAACCAGCAGUACUAUGAAGCUCUUGCAAGCAGCAAUAUUGUCAAUAAAGAAGGUUUAAACAGUGUGAUCAAACCAACACAGUACAAACCAGUUCCAGAUGAAGAGCCUAAUUCAACAGAUGUGGACGAUACCUUGGAACAAAUAAAGAACAAUGACCCAGAUCUUGUAGAUGUCAAUCUCAACAAUAUCAGGAAUAUCCCAAUACUUACAUUAAAGGAUUACGCUGAAGCCAUGAAAACCAACACCCAUGUACAGAAAAUGAGUAUAGUUGGGACUAGAAGCAAUGACCCAGUUGCUUAUGCUUUGGCAGACAUGCUGAAGGUCAACAGUACUCUGAAGAGCUUAAAUGUGGAGUCCAAUUUCAUCAGUGGAACAGGAAUAUUGUCUAUUAUUGAAUCGCUCCAGUACAAUACAUCACUGGUAGAGCUAAAAAUAGACAAUCAGAGCCAGCCUCUCGGCAACAAAGUAGAAAUGGAAAUAGCAAGCAUGUUGGAAAAAAACUCGACCCUUUUGAAAUUCGGCUAUCAUUUUACUCAGCAAGGACCCAGACUUCGAGCAUCGAAUGCCAUGAUGAACAAUAAUGACCUUGCUCGUAUGCAUAGAACUGAUGGGCCGUGGCACAACUUUUCUGCUCUGGAUCUGGAGGAUGUAUAAUGAGGAAGAGGAGGCUGGCUGACUUGGAUGGACCAAUCUAUCCCAAAUGCCGAACUGCGGUGUAGAGUCAAGGAGGCGUCUGCACCAUAUCGCAGGGCCACUUCCAAUGAUUCUUUGUGCCAGAGUGGAAUUUGUUGAGAAAAGUUAGAGCACAAACAAUGAGUUGUACCUACUGUUACACUCAAGAUGUUACAUAUGCAUAAAUGGAUCACCGCAGUGCCAACUAACAUUUACAACUCAAGCAACCAGAUUUAAAAUGCCAGUGUUGUGAAAUUCAGUGAUUUUUGUUUGUGACCUACACAUUUUUUGCAGGCUGAGACAUCUUGCAGAGGAUCAAUCCAAAGGUUCUUCAUUUGAUCACAAGUAUUAAGUACAUAAGCCAUUAUGUUUCAAUAUUUUUUUCCCAAGAACUUUAAUCAUAUAUGUUUGCUUCUCAGUGGCAUAACUUGUUCUUAAAGGUCUGCUGCAAGCUACUAAUGAAACAUUUUCUUGAAAACAUAGUAGACACCAAUAGGAAUCUGGCCAGAGACAAAAUACAUUCUCACUGGUCCUUGAUUCUGCUUAAAUAUGUAUAUCUAAUAUGCAAUGGGCAGUGUGAUACAUGACAAGGGCUAGCAAGAAGGGAAAAUUGUUUAUGCACUUAAAAAGAGCCCUUUAUGUUGGUCCUUGGCUUAAACCUCAUGCCAUUAUUACUAAUAACAUACUGUAUGAAAGUCACAUUCUACAAGGUUAUGACUUAUGAGGAUAAACAAAAUAUAGUUUUUUGAUAAAUGCA